AAUACAGCUGGACUAAUACAACGGACACCAAAAGACAUGUGGAAAGUCUCCUUGUGGAUUGUUGUGUUACUCCAAGCAGGUGCUGUUUGUCAGGAAAUCAUCAAUGGAUGUGCUUUGGAGCCAUGCCAGAACGAAGGCUCAUGUGAGAGUCUUGAAGGAAACUACACUUGCCACUGCUCUCGGGAGAGCCAAAAUGGCCAACUCUAUGGAGGGGUGAACUGCACAGAGCCUCUAGUGGGUUGCCGAGGCCACAGGUGUCAGAAUGGAGGCACGUGUUCUCCUUACCUCGUUAACGGACGCCAUCGAUAUACGUGUGCCUGUCCCCAGGGAUUCACCGGUCCUAAAUGCCGAACGCCCACCACCUUUUCCUUUGAGACUGAUGGAUACCUCCAUGUCGAGCUGUCUCUCACAAACACCGAUGCGUCUCUGAACAUAACCUUAAGUUUCCGUACGGAUCAGACUGCUGGUACACUCCUCCAACGUCACAUAGAAGACCUGCUGCUCACUGUGGAGCUCAUGGAAGGCCAGCUACGCCACACCAUGCAACGGGCCCAGGAGCCAGGUGAGGUCCUGCAGGAGGUUGUGGUGGAGGGGAUGGUGGCUGACGGCAGGUGGCACAAACUGGAGGCUUUGCUCCAGGGUGGGAUGUUGGGACUAACACUGGACUGUGUGGAAGGUGACUGCCCCAGCACCGAGACCACAGCCCAAAGCCCAGCGGGGUCCUCAUCCUCUGAACUUGGGUCUGGUUACCCUGAGCCCAAUGUUGUCCCUCAAAGUCUCUUCAUUGGAGGAACACGGGGUGAUGGAGCCACACACUUCAUUGGCUGCAUUCAAGACUUUCACGUGGAGUCUAAACUGGUGGUACCUGGGGUUGGGCUUGCAGCGAAGGCUGAGCAGGUGAAUGUCACAAUGGGCUGCAGUGACCGGGACAAGUGCGAUGAUGGCCCCUGUCAGAACAGAGGCAGGUGCAUCAGCCAGGGCUGGAUGAGAUACUCAUGCGAAUGCCACCGACCGUAUGAGGGAGACCACUGCCAAGAGGAGUACAUCACAGCUCGGUUUGGGAAUGAAGACUCAGAGAGCUAUGCUUCUUUCUUUGUGGAGGAUGAGCCCAGCGAGACUGUUGCCCUGUCACUAUUUGUCCGCACCAGGAGGCCCCAGGGCCUGCUCUUGGUCUUGGCCAACAGCACCAGCCAGUACCUCCGUGUCUGGCUGGAUGAGGGACGGGUCAAAGUUCAGAUCAACAACUUUGAGACCUUGGCAAGUCACGGUGUGGUAAAUGAUGGCCAAUUUCACCCGGUGAGUGUGAAAAUAGAACAAGCGAGAGUGGCCCUCUUCCUGUCAGCAAGGAGCCAGGGGAACAUUCCCAUCCGGAACGUUCUGCUUCAGAUGGGAGAUGUGUUGUAUGUCGGAGGGCUGCCGGACCGACGCGCCUCUUUGGCUUUUGGAGGCUACUUCAAAGGUUGCGUCCAGGACUUGCGCAUCUCAUCAAAGCGCUUGCAGUUCUACCCCAUUGGCACUGCGGUCAGCUCGUAUGUCCAGGAGAGCCUGGUCAAAGUCACACGUGGCUGUGCCAGUGACAACUCGUGCAGUGUUAAUCCAUGCUUGAACGGGGGAGUGUGUUACUCGAUCUGGGAUGACUUUGCAUGUAACUGCCCUCCCAACACGGCAGGCCAACGCUGUGAGAGGGUGAAGUGGUGUGAACUCUUCCCUUGCCCCUCAGCCGCGACCUGUCUGCCUGACACAGAUGGCUUCCAGUGUAUUUCAAAUGUGACUUUCCGGGAAAACAGCACCACACUGACCUACAGGAGCAAUGGAAACAUCGAGCGACCCCUCGUGAGCGUUUCCCUCCAGCUGCGAACCAGGGCCAGUAACGGCACCUUGCUGCACGCGAAGAAGGGCACCGAGUUCAUCUCCAUCUCCAUCCACAGCUCCCACCUGCUCGUUGAGCUUCAGGGGGGCCAGGGGACCCCAAGACUGAGCAUUGAGAGUGAGCUGCCAGUCAGCGAUGGGGAAUGGCACAUGGCGGAGCUGGUUAUGCAAGAGCCCACGAGUCUCAUCUCUAAGUGGACCUUAGUGUUGGACGGGGAUAUAGAGGAAGCAGCGGUGUCUGGUGAUGCCUCUGGAAAUGUGGACUUCCUGAAGGACGGCGUGGAUAUCCUGGUGGGGGGGCUCGGUCCUGGAGCAGUCGGACACCUGGUGGGGUGUCUCGGCCCUCUGGAGAUCAGCGGCCUGCUGUUGCCGUUCUACACGGACACCGAGACCUAUUUGCCCCGGCCUCAGGACGAGCAGUUCCUACGCACCUCAGGGUCGCCUUGGUUCGGCUGCUGGGGUGCCGAUGUCUGUAGCCCACAGCCCUGCCAGAACGGGGGCGCCUGCACGGACCUCUUCGACCAGUUCCGCUGCGACUGCCCUCUGGGUUUAGGGGGGCCACGCUGUGAGGAGACAGUGGACACCUGUGCCUCAGAGCCCUGUGUCCACGGCAGCUGCAGCACCAAGCCAAUGGGGUUUGAGUGCAUCUGUGAGCCUGGCUUCGAGGGAAGGCUCUGCGAGGUGCAGGUGGAUGUGUGUGCAGGUAACAAGUGCGGGCAGGGUGCCACCUGUCUCAGAGGAGUCAUGCGCUACGCCUGUCUCUGCCCACGCAACGCCACGGGAGCCCUCUGCAGAGAAAAGGUUCCAGAGAUUCCAUGGUGGAUUGAAAGGAUCCCAUAUCCUAUACUGCCCGUGUCGAUUUGUGGGAACGAUCAGUUCAAUUUCAGCUGUUUUAAUGGUGGAAACUGCUCAACAGUAGACGGUACUUGUGACUGCAUUCCUGGGUUCAUAGGGCAAUGGUGUGAGCAGGAUGUGGAUGAGUGUGCGUCUGACCCCUGCCAAAACGAUGGGUUCUGUCGCAAUCUCAUCAACCGUUUCCAGUGUGUAUGUGAAUUAAACUUCUCCGGCAACCAAUGCCAAAUUGACGUCAGUGAUUUCUACACUUAUGUGUUCCUGCUCUUCUGGCAGAACAUCUUUCAGCUCCUUUCAUACCUCAUCAUUCGCGUGGAUGAUGAUGCCCCUGAGAUUGAUUGGGAGGCCCAUAUGGAGUGAAAAUGAUUCAGAAAGACUUUCUGACGGUACAAUAGGUACCCUACCAUACACAAGAGGUAUGUGCAGGUGUGUGUUGAGCUUUGUGCAGGCAAUCACCAGCGUCUGAACAUCAAAUCAAAUUCAGCAUGCAUGUAUUUGGUGUGAGUUUUUAUAUCAACAAACUGACCUGUGAAGUGAGACAAUAUGAAAACAUACUUCAGUAUUCCAUAUGAAUAAUAACUAAAUAGAUAACCAAGUAAAUACACAUUGUCAAUAUAGCCAUACCCAUAUAAAUAUUACUAGUGCCUUAAUGUAAUGUCAGAACAUAUUUUUUAAAGAUGUUUUUUAUCCUUUCUGAUGUUUGAACUGUGUAUAAUUAUAUAUAUAUAUAUAUACUGUUUAUAUAAAGAAUUAUGUGCAAGAAGCAUUUUACACAAAUGUUGUGAUACUGUAGAUGAUGUAGUACCUACAUAACCUCCAUAGUAACCUGGCUCUUGAUAUAUAAAAUAGGCAGUCAUCAAAGACAUAAAAUAAUAUGCUUCUAGGAUAGGUCAUAUACAUUUUAAAAUGAGAAAUAGAGAACAUAUGAGCAGGACUACUCCUCCUUCCCAUAUUUGUGUGUUGUGCGCCCCCUGUGGGUUAGCAUUGUGCAAUGUCACUGACAACCUCUGGUGUAUGUAGCUAUGACAGGAGGUUGUCUGUGUUAGAUGUUGUAUGUAAGUUUUCUUCCGAUGUAAGAGCAAUAAUGAGAACUCAUUUAAAAGGGCCAUUUGUUUUGGAAAUAAAUGACUGCUUUGUUCUACUACUUCUA
This is a messenger RNA of Clupea harengus (Atlantic herring), 3871 nucleotides long. RefSeq names its product protein crumbs homolog 1-like. Gene Ontology annotation, molecular function: Notch binding; calcium ion binding. Lineage: Eukaryota; Metazoa; Chordata; Actinopteri; Clupeiformes; Clupeidae. Gene Ontology annotation, biological process: Notch signaling pathway. The record is from RefSeq and is a predicted model, not a curated record.